Molecule: messenger RNA, 4183 nt
Organism: Triplophysa rosa
Lineage: Eukaryota; Metazoa; Chordata; Actinopteri; Cypriniformes; Nemacheilidae
Gene: kank1b
Product: KN motif and ankyrin repeat domains 1b
Exons: 12
Coding region: 178-3708 (1176 amino acids)
Biological process (GO): negative regulation of actin filament polymerization
Cellular component (GO): cytoskeleton; cytoplasm
Molecular function (GO): protein binding
Source: RefSeq, a predicted model, not a curated record
GGAUGACUUCUCUAAAAGUAAGCAAAAGUGUGGUGAUGUGAACGGAAAACAAAUGCUGACCUUCUACCAGCUGUUCAUCUCUGGAUCUGCCACUGCACUUCACUUCGUUUUUCAAGUCAUCCACCUUCUAAGACUGAGAAAAAUUACAUUUACAAGUGAUAUCAAUGACCAUCUGCCAUGACUCAAGAAACACACUUCUGCUUUAAACGACAAGAGUGGAGUGAGAUCCUUUCUGACACUUACCAGAAUAGACCAUUAAGCAUCGAUACACCAUAUGGCUACCAGCUCGACUUAGACUUUGUUAAAUACGUGAAUGAAAUUGAACGGAGCGACACCAUUCGCCGGCUGGAUUUUAGAAAGCGGCCCAGAGAGGCAAACCCAGCCUCUGAGCCGCAGAGCAAUAUAAACCCCUCACGCUGGACAUCCUCAGAGUCUCUGUCCUCUGUAAGCAGUGAUGAGGCCCAGAAAACCUCUCUCUCCACAUCCUCUUCUGCUUCAAUCAUCAGAAGAAGACCCCCACUCCCUCAUCACCAUUCCAAACCUAAAUCCUCAAAUCAAGGUCCUGAGGUCUCUCAAGGUCCAUCCGCCUCUCGGGUGGGUUCAGAUGGGACACCUCCCCCAGCCACGCAACAUCUUACCCAAACCACACCAAAUCCUGUAGUGGAAAAGACCUUGAUGGAAACAUGUAAGCGUUUGGAAAAUGAGAAAGGAUCAAGAGCGGAACCACACCCACGUCGUAGGCUUGCGAGUUUCAGUGGUCUUGGGUCUAGUGGUACCCAGUCCCCUUACACUAGCUUGGCUGGCCUAAAUCAGAUCCGUACUCAACGCAUUUAUAAAGAUGCUAAAAUGAUGCUCCUAGACCCUCCCAGCCAAGGACCUUUGUUAGUGGGGAGCUCCCAUAAGAUCAGCCCUUUAAACUCUGGUCGGGCAUCUCCAGUAAGUAGCAUCAGCCCGCUCCAGCUGCAUAUUGUCAGGGAUCAGAUGGCAACUGCAUUAGAGAGACUAAAAGAUCUAGAGGAGCAGGUAAAAGUCAUACCUGUCCUACAAGUAAAGAUCUCUGUGUUGCAGGAAGAAAAGAGACAACUGACCUCCUUGAUCAAGAACCAAGAUGAUCAACAAUCAGAUGGAGUGAAAGAAAGCAGUAAUGAAUCCUCAAAAGAUAUGGAUGGUUUGGAGCACAGCGACCUUUCUGUGUUGACGGAGUUCAAACAGCUCAGUGUUGAAAUGCAACUGCUUGAAAAGAAUAUCCAAGAUGCACGUCUUGAGACUCAACAAUCUUCAGGCCUCGGAAAGAAGGUUUUAAAGUCUGUUGCAGUGGGAAAUGACUUUUAUGAAGGUGAGACAAAAUCAGUAUCUAUCAGUAACACUAAAACAAUGCUCGGCAUGGCGUCCGACAAAGAAGUUGAAAGUGAGUUUCAGCAAAAAAACAUUGAACUUUUGACUGACCGGAUACAAAUGCUAGAGGCCCAGAUUAAGGAUGCAUUGCUCAAGGCAGAAAUGGGCAGGUUACGGAGUGAAUUACGAGAAGCGGAAGCGAGAAAUCGCUCUGACAAGAGUUCCACCACACAACCCCAGGUGAAAUCCAUCUCUAUCCAGACCGGGUCACAAACUCGCACUCUUGGAGUCGGAAACCACAAGCACCUUGUUAAGUCUUCAGUUGGGGAAGGGCCGGAACAAGUUUCCAUUGCUGUUGGAGUGUCCUGUACGCCUACGAUGACAUCCGUGUCUUCCGGCCCAGACACACCUAUAGAAGAGUGGGAAGUACACAGAAGAGUUGAGAGAAAAGAUCAAUGUGUUGGAAGCAUACCUGUGGCAACCUGUAAUCAAGGCAUGAUUACCUUGGAGAUGUUGGAGAAGAGGAACGUGUCUUGUCAAACGGUGCGCUCUGGUGACCGCAUGCUCAAUGUGAAUGUGGUCAAAUCGCUUGCUUCCCAAGGAACUGUUACUGACACAGUACGAAGGAGCGACUUUGCUGUGAUGGUGGUCCCACAGACCACCUCACAGCGUACCAGUACACCUGUCUGUAUGGUCUCCCGUAGCACCAGCACUUUGCAGGCCUGUGUCACCGAAGUCAGCACCAACACAAAGCACAUGCUGACCAGAGGGAGACAUACCAACACAGCCCAUGCAACCACCCGAUCUUUGGCGGUUGGGGACGGGAAAGUUUGCGACAGGGUGAGCGCCGUUCAAAUGCUCUCUGUUUCUGUGGGAACCCCUGCAUUUUUAGAAAGAAGUGCUACCCCUGGUCUGCUCAAGGUUAUGACACGUGACAUUGGUGUUGGAUUGACAAAUAUCAAUGAGAAUGUUCUUAUUGGGCUUCGCACACAGAACAUCGCGUGCGGUCCUUCCCGGUUGCCAGAUCCAGUGAAGACGCGUAGCAUCGGUGUAGAGGUGGGAGACGGGAGGAUACGUGAUGCAGAGGGACACAUGUAUCCUCAAUUAGAACCUGGACUUGAUCAUUACAUUGAUCGUAUGCAAAGAUUACUUAAAGAACAGCAGGACCUGCUGACCGACAGCCAGUCGGGGUCAAAAGAUGAGGUCACUCUCCAGUCUCAUGGUCAUGUAGAUACACAAGUUGUUGUCACUGGUCAAAGCCAGACACCAAAAGUGGAUGACAGUGCAAGGACUAAACAGAAGAAUACAACAGAGCAGCAGAUGUCCACUGCUCUUCACGACUCACCUAGUGAUGAUCGCUUUCUCAGGUCCAUCAUGAAAAGGAAAAACAUUAAUCAGAUAUCCACAGAUGGUGUGAAUAUCCCUAAGCCUGCGCCUCGUGGGGGCCCUCGAUAUGGAAGUAUUGAGGUUUCCUUGUCUGAGGGCGGUGAUUCUAAGGAAGAAGAGAAGAAAAGACAGAAGAGGCAAAAAGAAGAAAAUGCCAAAGCUGAAGUGACGUUUCCCAAGAGGAAAGAAAGGUACAAAUUUGGUGCGAAGAUGCUUUCUGCCUGCCAAACUCUGGAGGUUUAUCUCAGUGGCAGUAAGACCAUAUCCAACAGAGAACUGCGCUCCAGUCUUAACACAGUUCAGCAGGAGUGGUUCUGUGUGUCCAGUCAGAAGAGGGCUUGCCCACAGAACGUGGAGGACUUUCUGUCUGCCUGCCGCCUUGUCUCACCGGAUGUACUGUGCUAUGUGGCCAAUAUGGCUGAUCAGAAUGGAAACACAGCCCUUCACUACAGCGUGUCUCACUCUAAUUUCAGCAUUGUAAAGAUUCUACUAGCUGCAGGGGUUUGUAAUAUAGAUCAUCAAAACAGGGCUGGAUAUACUCCGAUAAUGCUUGCUUCUCUGGCUGCCGUGGAAACAAACGAAGACAUGAUGUUGGUGAAAGAACUCUUCAGCAGAGGAGAUGUUAAUGCUAAGGCCAGCCAGGCUGGCCAGACAGCUCUCAUGCUUGCAGUCAGUCAUGGGUGUAUAGAUAUGGUGAGGGCUCUGCUGGCUGCUGGAGCAGAGGCCAACAUCCAGGAUGAUGAGGGUUCCACCGCUCUCAUGUGUGCCGGUGAACAUGGCCAUUCAGACAUCGUCAAACUAUUACUGGCCCAGCCGGGAUGUGAUGCCACCCUGACAGACAAUGAUGAAAGCACUGCACUGUCCAUUGCUUUGGAGGCCAGACACAAAGACAUUGCUAUGCUUCUCUAUGCCCAUGUCAACUACUCAAAGAGUAGUUCAGCUACCAGGGGAUCUCCUCGAAGCAAGACUCCACUUGCACCAUCAUAAAUAAGCUCUUCUGAGUGAAAUGACAUUUUUCCAUGCUCUACAUUCAGACAUCCUCAGUAUUACCUGUUCAAUGAAAUGCUCAUACAGUCUUGAGUACCGAGAUGAGUAUUUACUGUUAUAUAUUUAAAUAUUUGUAAGAUUCAACAGCGCAUUCACUGUGCACUGCAGUAUAAGCCAAAUAAAAAGGCUUCUUCUUUACCGAAAUGUAUUAAAAUAUUUUCCAAUUUGACAUACAAUUAUGCAUUUUAUCAAUAAUCAAGACCUAUAGUUUAAUUGUGGCUGUUAAUGUUACAAUUUAUUAAGAAACUGUAACAGUUUCAAAUAUUCCUAUUAAGGUACAGGUAAUAAAUAAAUUAGAGACAUUUUACUAUACAGUAUAUUGUUGUUAAUAUUGUCAAUCUUGAUUUUAUUUACUUCUAUUACAUGUUGACUGUAUAAUUGACCAUGUAUUUCCAAAUCUAAAAAUUGGAAUUGU